Messenger RNA from Entelurus aequoreus (snake pipefish), 3763 nucleotides. It is a transcript of the gene jmy, whose product is annotated as junction mediating and regulatory protein, p53 cofactor. NCBI's taxonomy places the organism in Eukaryota, Metazoa, Chordata, Actinopteri, Syngnathiformes, Syngnathidae. The record is from RefSeq and is a predicted model, not a curated record. The transcript has 10 exons. Gene Ontology annotation, cellular component: nucleus; cytoplasm. Gene Ontology annotation, molecular function: transcription coactivator activity; Arp2/3 complex binding; actin binding. The coding region runs from base 605 to 3034 and encodes 809 amino acids. Gene Ontology annotation, biological process: positive regulation of apoptotic process; intrinsic apoptotic signaling pathway by p53 class mediator; Arp2/3 complex-mediated actin nucleation.
UGCGGAUGUUUACGCUCCGCGUGCGCGUCCAAAGAGAGCGAGAGAGAGACACUGAGGGAACAAAGGGAGAGCGGGUACGCGGACAUGUUUUAUAACACAGACGUUGGAUUUUUGAUCCGAAUGAAAGCGUAAAAGGAGCAUUUUGGCACAUGGAAGUGUACUACUAAGAAAAGUGCGAUUAUUGAGGAAUACGGAGAGAUAAGCGGCGGUUGACGAGGGGACGAGUGGUGUUUUCUCCGCGGGGCCCCUGAACGCAGCAUCGCGCUGCCGCGGGUUUCACGUGAACGCGCUCGGCUUGUAAACAAGAAGAAGAAGAAGAAGGAGAUAAAGAAGCAACGGUCAGCCAGCAGGUGAUCCCGGCGGUCUGGUGUCAUGACAACCGGGCUCGAUGUGUCGCCCUCACCCGGACGUGCCGUCGCCUAUGCCCCGCUUUGUGCCGAGUCGUCGUCGUCGUUAAUGGAGGGGAGACAUUAAGCUCCGCGCGAUAGCAGAGCCUUUGUUCGGCCGCUUAAUAGCGUUAGCGUUAGCCGCUAGCCCCCGGCUGUUAUCCCCCCCCCCCUUCCCCGGACGACGCUCGCUUGUUUUCGGGGGUCUUUCACCGACAAUGUCCUUCGCCAUGGAGGACAACCUGGAGUCCGGCUGGGUGUCCGUCCGGCCCAAAGUGUUCGACGACAAGGAGCGACACAAGUAUGUUUUCAUCGUGGCCUGGAACGACGUGGAGGGCAAGUUCGCCAUAACCUGCCACAACCGGACGGUGCAGAAGCGGACUACGUUCCUGGACCCGCUGCUCGACUGGAGCCCCGCGGCGGGAGUCCAGCCGAAGAAAGGGAAAAAGUCUACGGUGGCGGACAUGGAGUUGGUGGACGCCGCGGAGGACGACACCGAGCCAGGCGGCCGCCGGGACUUCAGCUGGGCCGGCCUCUUUUCCUCCCAGGACCUGCGCUCGGUCCACCUCCAGCUGUGCGAGGUCAACUCGGACCUGGAGCCCUGCCUGCCGCCCUUCCCGGAGGAGCCGUCCGGCGUCUGGUCCGUCCUCUUCGGCGCCAACGCGUCCCCGCCGCGGGAGACGGAGGCGCUCUGCCACCGGCUGCAGGUGUACCUGGGCCAGGCGCUCGACACCUGCGGCUGGAAGAUCUUCUCGCAGGUGCUCUUCUCUGACAGCGACGACACGGAGGAGUACUACGAGAGCCUCAGCGAGCUGCGGAGGAAAGGCUACGAGGACGCGCUGGAGAGAGCCAAGCGGCGCAUGCAGGAGGUGUUGGAGCGACACAAGGCCAUGGACAGCAUGGUGGAGCUGCUGCAGGUCUACCCCGAGGAGGACCAGGCCCACGGGGAUCUGCUGGAGGCCACCACCCAGCUCUACCACUACCUGCUGCAGCCCUUCAGGGACAUGAGGGAGCUGGCCAUGUUGCGCCGGCAGCAGAUUAAGAUCUCGCUGGAGACGGAGCGCCUGGGCCCUCGCCGCGUGGAGGGCCUGAGGAAGGAGGACGAGGAGUGGCAGAAGAAGGCGCACGCGGCCGUCCUCGCCAUCCAGGACCUGACCGUCAAGUUCUUCGAAAGCACCAACCGGGCACAGAAAGCGCUGUGCGAGCGGAUGCGCGCCGACCAGCGCAAGUUGGGCAAGUCUGCGUGGGCGGCGGCGGUGGAGCGCAUGGAGAGGCUGCAGUACGCCGUCUCCAAAGAGACCCUGCAGCUGAUGCGGGCCAAGGAGAUCUGCCUGGAGCAGAGGAAGCACAGCUUGAAGGAGCAGAUGCGGAGCCUGCAGGGCGGCGAGGACGCCAUGCUGCACCUGGACCAGCUGGAGGCGCUCUACUACCAGCUCCAGCUGCAGCUCUACCACAUCCAGGCCGAGGUCCUGCGCUGCGAGGAGCUGCUGAUCACGGCGCAGCUGCAGAGUCUGCGCAGACAAAUCACAGAGAGACAGGACGAGGUGGUCUACUACGACGCUUUCGAGAGCCCCGACGCCAUGAAGGGGGACAAGGACCCCGCCACCCCGCCGGCCUCGCUUAGAGACGAAGACCUGGGCGUCCUGCAGCAGAGAACUCGGCAGCUGGAGGCCCGCAGAGGACGCAUCACCGCCAAGAAAGUCUACCUCAAAAACAAGAAGGACAUUUGUAUCUCCAAUCACAAGCAGAAGGUCCUAGAACGUCAGGGAGUUCUGGGGGACAACACGUCUCUGCAGGUUGAGGAGACGGAGGAAGACGAAGACGAGCAGAACGCACGAGUCAGUCAGGAGAGACAAAGAACUCUGGACAGACUUCGCAGCCUCAAUCAGCGCUACCCGGGCCAGGUGAAGUCCAGCCGCCUGAGACAACUCCAGAGUCGUAGACGAGCGGGUCCGCCUCCCAGCACGCAGGCCGCCAGCGUCCAGACCGAGCGCGUCUCCGACCUGCCGGUCCUCUCUGCCCCUCCUCUAGAGGACGGCUCCGGCAGCGUCUCCCUGCCCGCCAUGGACCUGGACCACCUGCGCUCGUCUCCUCCUUUCCUGUCCUUGCCUCCUCCUCCUCCUCCUCCUCCCCCCCCGCCGCCGCCUCCCCCCUCCUUGGAGGACCAGCGCCUGGGCGAGGGGAUGGAGCAGGAGUCCGCGCCCAAGUGCGAGUCCGAGUUCCUGCUGGCUCCUUUCAGUCCUCGCUUCUUCGACAGCAGCCAGCUGCUGACGGCCAGGAAGAAACUGAGGAAGACGUCCGCCGAGGACGCCGCCCGCUGGAGACGAGCGAGCUCCCCCAUGGACGAGGUCCUGGCGUCGCUGAAGCGCGGCAGCUUCCACCUGAGGAAGGCGGAGCUGCGCGUGUUGGCGCCCGACCCGGACGACGACAGCGACAACAUCCUGGCCCAGAUCCGCCAGGGCGUGCGCCUCAAGCAGGUGCGCCUGCGCCCCGAGCAGCAGCGGCCGCCGCGCCACGCCCGCGGCUUCCCGCACUCGGCCGACGCCCUCACGCGCAGCAUCCACGAGGCCCUGCGGCGGAUCAAGGAGGCGUCGCCCGACUCCGAGUCCGAGGACGAAGGUCUGCCCUGCACCGACUGGGAGAACUAACUAACUAACUAACUAACCAACCCACGUGGUGGACCUGGCCGCUCUUCUGCUGUUUACCACCCGCGUUUCCAUGGAAACACAAAUCAACUUUUCUACCACGUCGGCGUCUUUUAUGAACUUUUUAUUUUUUAUUAUGUCCGAAUGUGGGAAAUCACCAAAAGUUUACCAGAAACUUCCAAUAGAGAUUGGCUCACUUUACCAACACUGCCCCCUGCUGGUGACAGCGCAUUAUUUCCUGCCUUCUCUUCUAUUAUUUGUAUUAUUAUUAUUAUUAUUAUUACUACGUGUGUUGUGUGCUUUUUAUUAUUAUUUAAACGUGGUGUAUGAAACCUUCCCGGAGCUAAACGGCGCUAACAACAAAAGACGUACGUGAUUUCUAACUUUCAUUUUUGUCUUGCUUUUGCGCUCGUUUUUUUCCCGUUCCAGUUUUGAGUCGUCUUGUCGUUCCGUUGUUUGGGUUUGUUUUGAAGAAAAAGGAGCAGAACGAGCCGAGUGGGACCAGUCGGACCUCACAGCAGACGUGCAAUAAUAUGAAUUCACUUUACUGAAUCACGACUAAAACAAAUUAUAUAUAUAUAAAUAUAUAUAUAUAUAUAUAUCUGCAUGCUUAAAUGUAUUUAUUGAGGCUUCAUAUUUUAAAGAUGUGUUGGUUUUUUUAAGAACAAUCGCUGUUUUUGUAUGGAGGCUUGGUUUUUGUCUGCCAAAAUUCAAUAAAAAAAUACAACAUUA